ACUUGAUCAGCUAAACCUUGCUGGCAGCAUGAGAGCAGUACUAUGACUACGGCUUUUUUCAGAAAUACUGCAACCUGGAAUGCCAUGCCUAGCAUUUAAAGUUCUGAAGAGCUUUGACAGAAAUAAAGAGCACAAUGGGAAAUACUGUGAAAACUCCAAGAGCAUCUGAGGAGACAAACAUGCCCAGCCAAACGGGUCAGGAGAGUGACUUCCUUGCUGUUCUCUAUGACUACCCUUCAGCAGACAUAAGCCAACCUAUAUUUCAUGUAGGGGAAAAACUACGUGUGCUAUCAGAUGAAGGAGGCUGGUGGAGAGUCCAUUCCCUUACAACAGGUCGAGAAAACUAUAUUCCAGGCAAAUAUGUUGCAAAGGUUUAUCAUGGUUGGUUAUUUGAAGGGCUGGGAAGAGAAAAAGCAGAGGAGCUUCUACAGCUACCCAACACCAAGGUUGGCUCCUUCAUGAUCAGAGAGAGUGAAACUAGGAAAGGGUUAUAUUCCUUGUCAGUGAGGCACAGGCAAGUGAAACAUUACAGGAUCUUCCGCCUCCCGAAUAACUGGUAUUACAUCUCUCCACGGCAAACCUUCCAGUGCCUUGAAGACCUUGUCAAUCACUACUCAGAAGUUGCUGAUGGUCUCUGCUGUGUCCUUACGACACCUUGUCUCACCCAGUGCACUAACAACAACACCAUGAUGAAUCCAGUUCCUCCUGUGGUGAUGCGGAAUAAAAAUUUCAACUGGAGAAACAUUCACAGGCUGGAGGUGACUGAAGAUACCAAAAGCACCUUGGCAGCAAUGGAUGACUCUUGCCUCAGCUAUGGCCUGAGGGAAAGCAUCGCUUCCUACCUCUCCCUAACUGAGGAUGACAACACUUCCUUUGCAAGUGCCAGAAAGAAGAAAUCCCAAUCUCUCAUAUACACAGGGAGCAAAUAUAAGAGUGCCCUCCACUCGCCACCUACGUACUAUGACGACUAAAUAUAAGACAAACAGGAAAAACCCGAAAACUGAUGAGUUAGAAGGGAAACCAGAGCAUCCUGUGGUCCUGCUGUCCUUCUGCAUCUGAGAAAUACAAUCAGCUAAGCUGGUGACCAAACACCAGCAGUGCUUCUGCAUUUCCUCUUCUGAAUGUUAACCAGAGCCCUUCUCAAGGCUGCUAUCUCAGCCACGAAAUAUGCUGGGAUUGUCCCCAGUGCACCAGAACUGGUUCACAAGCAGGAUAAACUGAGAUAAACUCUAAGACAAAAGCCAAGUGGUGCAGGUGACUCUUCAGCAGGGGUGAUGCCCAGCACUGUACAGAGGUGACUGCAUAGGGAAGGACUAACUGCAGCUCAGGAAUUUAAUUUAAGUCUUACUCUGGUAUUCUCAUCAAGGCUGAAAACCUUCAUUACAGAAACUAUCUACACUGAAAAAAAGGAGCAUUUUUCUUCUCAAAAUAGACUUAUCCAUUAUCGUCGAGAAUGGGUCAGAAAGACAUCAAUAACCCCAGAAAGUAUCGAACAUCCAGCAUCCAAGAAACACCUGAUUAUAGUGACUCCAUACUUUUAGAAGAAAAAAAUUAAAAUCACUGACUUUACAAGUAGGAUUUCAUUCCCUUGCUAGCAAUGGCCUGCAUUGUCAUAAAAUAGUUACGUAAUUAAGAACAGGCAUAAUUCACUGAGAAAAGCGGGUCCUGCUUAUACCUGAGAUAGGAGUUCAGGCAUAUCCAAGCAUGUAACUCAGCUGCUCACAGUAAAGCAGAUAAAAGGUUUAAUUAAACAAAGGGGUGUUUAAUUAAAAAGUAAGAUGUGAUGAUAUUGUGCCUAACUGCAAAGGUUGGCUUGCAAAGGUAUGACCUUUUAUGUGUACAGGAAGAUAUUUUAACUUUGACUUCUGAAGUCAGCCACAUAUUUAUGUAUAAUAUUUAUAUUAAUAGCAGCUUUUAAAAUAAUUAAACUAAGGGAACAAAUCAGUAACAGUGGAUGUUAGAGAUUUUUCCUAAUUUCUUGCCUGAUGAGAGUUAUGUCAAAUAGCAAUUACAGCUUCCAUCAAACCACUUAAGGAUUAGAGGGUUUUCUGAAAUUUCAUUUAUUUUUCACAGGCAUGUACCAUUUUCUAAGUGAUAAAAGAACAAGUAGCAUUUUCCUUCAAACCUGCUUGUGAUUGCUUUCCAAACCGAGCAAUCACUCUUUUCUGAGUGUGUAAAAUACUGCAACCUGAGAUAUGCUCUCAAGCUGAGAUAGUUUCAAUCCAAUAUUCUCUUGUACCUUUUUGCACAGAUUUGAAUGAUGAAGGUUUUGAGAAAUAGAGAAUUGGAGAGGUUAUAUAUAUAUUUAAUAUCUAAACACCUCUUAGGACAAACCUAUGUGCUUUUUAGAUCUUGUAUCAGGUCAUUUGCACUAGCAAGAAAGGUUGAGAGAUCAAAAUAUUUCACAGCCUGUUUAAACAUAUUUCAGGACUUAAAAGAAUGAAUGUAAUUUGGGUGGUAAACAUUGAACUCCAAAAAGCAAAACACACUCAGGAAC
This is a messenger RNA of Hirundo rustica (Barn swallow), 2497 nucleotides long. It is a transcript of the gene SLA, whose product is annotated as Src like adaptor. The record is from RefSeq and is a predicted model, not a curated record. The transcript has 8 exons. Lineage: Eukaryota; Metazoa; Chordata; Aves; Passeriformes; Hirundinidae. Gene Ontology annotation, molecular function: protein binding. The coding region runs from base 135 to 971 and encodes 278 amino acids.